Messenger RNA from Seminavis robusta, 738 nucleotides. The record is from the annotation of a GenBank genome assembly. NCBI's taxonomy places the organism in Eukaryota, Bacillariophyta, Bacillariophyceae, Naviculales, Naviculaceae.
AUGGAUACAACUGCAAAGACUCAAAGCUCGAAGGAGGAUUCAUCUGAUGGUACCCCGGCCGUAGCCGCAAGGGCGACCACCAUUCUCACCGGAGAGCAAAGUGAUUUCACGUCGGCAACAUGGACGGAAGAUUCACAGCACCAAGAUGAUCAAGAAGCGUCCAUUCCGGCUGAAAUCAAAACCACGAAAGGAACUGAGCCCGAUCUAGAGAAUCCCACACCCAAGGGGAAACAAACAACAAACUUGGUUCUUGAGCGCCGUGCUAAGCUUUUCCAGGGCUGCCGCACAUUUUCUGUGCACAAGAACGGAGAAAAGGUUGGAACGCUGUGCAACGGAGGAACCAGAGUCGUCCGGGACGUCGCCAAGGGCGACUGCGUUGAGAUUUCCUACGAAGGAUCACACAGGGCAUCUUAUAACACUCUGGUGUUGGUUGUCAACAGCACCAGUAGACCCUUGAGUUGUCGUCUCAAAAAGACCGGGGAUGUCUCCUUUUACUUGGUCCUCGUGGGAGCUCUGAUUUUCAUGGCGUCCGUGCUUGCUGGAUACACCUAUGGAAUGCUGGCGCUUCCGGUAUCACUUCUCUUGGCCAGUUCUAGCCUCUACAAGUAUUGUCGGGACAGUGAGUUUCGAAAGGAAAUUGUCCCCUGCAACUCCAACAAUCGUGAUAUUGAAGAAUACAGUUUGCUGCUGGUCGAGCAUCGGCCAGCACAGACUCGCAGUGUCGCUCCUCUGGGAUGA